Messenger RNA from Dissoconium aciculare CBS 342.82, 3733 nucleotides. RefSeq names its product cysteine proteinase. Bases 313 to 3621 code for a protein of 1102 amino acids. Lineage: Eukaryota; Fungi; Ascomycota; Dothideomycetes; Mycosphaerellales; Dissoconiaceae. Gene Ontology annotation, biological process: protein deubiquitination. The record is from RefSeq and is a predicted model, not a curated record. Gene Ontology annotation, molecular function: cysteine-type deubiquitinase activity. Gene Ontology annotation, cellular component: cytoplasm. The transcript has a single exon.
CUGUGUAUACGAAAGGCAACUCUUCUAUACUCGUUGGGCUCGAAGCAGUACAUAUACACCCCUGCAGUGCCUCCAUUCGCCACAAAUUGAUCGAAAUGUCGAACCAUCUCACAUUGAAAUCAAGUCAAUGAUACCGACUUCGGACCAUCUUCCGCCCUCUGAGUUCCUGUGAUUGCACCGAAACCUUGCCGCCUGCGAGUGCAAUCCCAAUUCGCCCACCCUGUACUCCACUUCAGGCAGCGCCUCGGCUGAAGAGAUCCCGGUGUUGUUCUUCUGCGCGAUGCCACGCUUUUGGUCGAGGAUACCGCCGAGAUGAGCGCCGCCGGCAUCGCCGACCCAUCACCUUACUCUAAUUCGCCCAAUUCAUCUUUUGACAGACCAAUUCAACCCUCUCGGACCGAGUCUUUCAAUGGAGGAGGAGAUGUCGUGUUUGCGCAUGUUGAGGAUUUGAAAGCGCGGGCGCUUUCCGAAAUCAAUUUCAAUGUUUCUAUUGGAAAGCUCUACGAGACAGCCGAACGAGCGUUCAAUCAGGCAAAGACCAAUCUGGACUUUCGGCGCCCAGAUCUAGCAUUUGUGGAAUAUCUUCGGGCGUGCGAGAUUGUGGUUGAGACACUGCCGCGACACAAGGAUUAUACGCUUUGGUCGCACGAUCAGCAUGGGAACAGCCAAAAGCUCGCACUCCUGCGGAGGAAGGUCCAGUCGAUGGACAAGCAGUUCGACAACAUCAAGCAGAUCAUAAUCAACAAUAACCUCCGCCAUGGCACUCUGCCUCGGCGAGCACAAUCAGUGGCGGUAGCGGAAAAUGUGAACGGUGAUUCGUUGCAGUCAAAGUCCCGGCCACCAGUCUCGCCGAAACCUGAUCGGCUACUUUCAAACUCGAUCUCGACGUCGAAUUCAAAUGGAGACUCUGCACCUGCAACAGUCCAUGACGUCUUAUCGGAUCGCUUUGCUCGACUGCGGGGUGUUGGGCAAUUGGGGCCGGCUGGGCCGUCGUUGAAAGGAUCUACUCUGUCUUCGAAUGGAGCAACGUCGUCGCCUCGGGGAAGCUCAACUUAUGCAAGGGAUAGCAUGGAUUCAUUGUUCGAUUCACUCUCAAUCUCCAAACCUCAAGGACCGCGAUCGAUGCCAGACGGCGCUGCUGGACAAACCCGCCCAUUGAGGUUACCGCUAGAUACAAACUUCACAGCCAGCAUGCCGCAAGCUCCUAUGCCCACGUAUAGUCCUGCGCGAAAUAUGGAGACAACUGGGAACAUCGCUCCGCCGAGAUACAGUGCACGCAGUCUGGCCGGCACCAAUGCUCGCAGAACCUCAUAUGGUCCAAGUGUGGUGGCGCCGCCACUGACACCCAACGGAACCGGCGGCGAGAACCACCAGGCGAGCUUCAACUCCAGCACAAGAAAUUUGAGUGUUCCUCCCAGACGAAAAUCUGUGCACAUGCCAAAGGAAGGUUCAAUCACUGCUGAGCGAUUGUAUGAUUACCUUGAACGCUACAAUAUAUUGCUCAUCGACUUUCGAUCGCGCGAAGAUUUCGAUCAUGGUCACAUUUUUGCGAGGAAUGUCAUUUGUAUCGAUCCACUCAUCAUGCAGCCGAGCCUCAGUGCAGAGCAACUCUCAGAUAAGCUGGUGCUUUCGCCGGAAAAUGAGCAAGAUCUAUUCUACAAGAGAGAUUCUUUCGAAUUAGUUGUUUUCUACGACUCUUCCACUGGGUCUGAGGGAUUUCUGAUCCGCCCACAGACUGAACUUGAGAUGAAAUUGAAGCAGCUACACGAAGCGCUCUAUGAUUUCAACCAAGACAGACCUCUACAAAGGCCCCCAAUAUUCCUCAUAGGAGGUAUCCAAGCUUGGAUCGAUUUGAUGGGAACGCAAGCUCUUCAAACGUCCGAUACACUGACCAGGGUUAAACCCGGCCGACAAAUUCAGAGACGGCCAUUAAGGAGCGAUGGUCCCGUUCAAGUCCCAAAACGUAGAGUACGCGAAUACGACCCGCUCGACGCUGACGAGGAGCGAAAAUGGCGAGACAGAGCAAUCAGUGAAAGCGUACCCUCUGCACCGGUCGCCUUACCAGACGACACCCAGGAUGACGAGAGUAGCGAUCAACAGGGUGAUGAGCCAGACAAAUACCCGUCUAUUGAGGACUUCAAUGCACGCUUCCCCGAUGCGAAUCAAUUAUCGCCAUCUCUCCCACUCUACGACCGCCCCACUGAAAUGACAAAUCAUGCUGUGAGGAUUCCCACAUACCCUUCACGGCCACCUCUUUCAACUCUUCCACAGGCUCCGAUGCGUCCUGCGCCAGCAGCACCGCGCAUGAGCUACACGGGCGUCAGCGAGCGCUCGGUGUCUCAAACCACUCUUGUGCCGCGUACAAACAGUGGAUUGACACCCUACGUUCCCUCGAAAUACCUCGCUUCGAAUCUACGGCUACCGAGGACUGGGCUGUACAACUUUGGCAGCACGUGUUACAUGAACGCAACACUUCAAGCGUUGUCUGCUACUACGCCACUGUCGAUUAUGUUCCUCGAUGACGGCUUCAAGUCAGCGGUCCAGAAAGACAAUUGGAAGGGAAGCAGUGGGCUGCUACCUGAGAUUUAUAGCAACGUCAUUCGCAAUAUGUGGAAUGGUGAAUCGAGCUAUAUCAAACCCUCGACUUUCCGCAGUUUCUGCGCGCGUCUCAACAAGACAUUCAGCGAUCCCCAUCAACAGCAAGAUGCCCAUGAAUUCUUCAGCUUUCUGGUGGACUGUCUUCACGAGGACUUUAAUGGUGUGUGGUCUCGAUCGCCACUCCGACCGCUGACUCUGCAGGAAGAAGCGAAGCGUGAAAGGAUGCCGAAAAUGGUAGUUGCCCGCAUGGAGUGGAACCGCUGGGCGCACCGCGACAAUAGUUACAUCUCGAGCCUCUUGUACGGCCAAUCCUCCUCGCGUCUUAGAUGCCCUGAGUGUGGUACUACGUCCACUCAAUAUGACGCCUGGGCUGGUUUGCAAGUUGAAAUCCCCGAAUGUCGAGAGGCGCGCUUACAAGACUGCCUACGAGCUCAUUUCCGCGACGAACUUCUCGAUGACGGGAACCAGUGGACAUGUCCAUCAUGCAAAAAACCUCGGCGCGCCAGUAAGAAGCUCACAAUCACUCGAUUGCCACCUUAUCUUGCCAUCACGCUAGGCCGAUUCCGAACCGAGGGAUCAUCGCAGCGCAAAGUCCACACCCAAGUCCGCUUUCCUUUGACUGGUCUCGACCUCGCCGAGUUCUUGGUCCAGCCACCAUCAUCCCCGGCAGAAGUUCAACAGAUUAUGGCAGCAUACGGACCCGAGAGUCUCAAACCACCAGACACCGCGCAAGUCCCGCCAUUUAUCUACGAUGCUUAUGCGGUAGUGCAGCAUCACGGCCAGAGUACACGCAGCGGGCAUUACACGUGUGCAGCCAAGGACCCAGCACGUGGCUGCUGGAGGCUGUUCAACGACACAGGCGCGAAGGACUUUGAUCCCCAUUCGUCUUCUGCCUCGGCGUCACACGGCGGAGAGGGACAUGCGCUAGAUAAUGAUUUAGCGUACAUGAUAUUCUACCAACGAAGGAGAGUCACUGGCACGACCAGCGACAGUGCCGCUAAUGGGAGAGGAGAGCGGCAAUGACGAUGAUCAGGUCGAGAUGACAAGGCUUAUGAUGAAUUAUGUAUGGUUUAUGAUUCGAAAAUGCUGCUCCCUUGAUCGGGUAGCUACGCAAAUGAUACUUUUUGUGAUGAAG